ACUCAACAACCAACUGGCAACACUGCCCCUAAGUUAGCAAUUUUUGACUUUGAUUGUCAAACUCGGAAUUGUCAUCCAUCAUUAUUGUCACUCGAAAUUUCGGAGUGGCGUGAAAAAUUCAAUAAAAACAUCGUGUUAAAUUUACCCAAGCAGUAUAAAACAUGUCAGGCCGUGAAGGUGGUAAGAAGAAGCCGCUGAAGGCUCCCAAGAAGGAAUCUAAAGAGUUAGACGAUGAUGAUCUAGCCCUAAAACAAAAACUUAAGGAGCAACAAAAAGCUUUACAGGAAGCGAAGGCGAAAGCGUCUCAAAAAGGUCCCUUGACCUCAGGCGGAAUAAAGAAGUCUGGCAAAAAGUGACAAGUUUAAAUACCUAAUUAUAAAAAAUCUUUAAUUUAUAGGCUAUUAUGGUGUAAGAAACAUGAAAGAUCUUUGUCGAAACAUUUGGCUAUAUAAAAAUUACAUAAGAACGGCAGAAUACAUUACAGUUACGCAAUACGAUCUUGAUCACUAAGCG
Manduca sexta (tobacco hornworm) is the source of this 513-nucleotide messenger RNA. RefSeq names its product translation machinery-associated protein 7 homolog. The transcript is spliced from 3 exons. Lineage: Eukaryota; Metazoa; Arthropoda; Insecta; Lepidoptera; Sphingidae. Bases 162 to 356 code for a protein of 64 amino acids. The record is from RefSeq and is a predicted model, not a curated record.